GCUUUUCACAUGUCUACAGAGUAGGAGGAGUUACACUGUUUGAAAAGACUUUAUAGUUCAUGUGAAAAUUAAUAAUGGAAAGAUACUUGUAUCUGUGUUUUGAAUGUGGCAAGAGUUUUGGAGACAAGCAAUUUAAAAAAAAUUAUCUGUGCAUUUACUGUGGAGAAAGACCAUUUAGUCGCUAGAUUAUGGUUAAGAUUACUUUAAGGGUCAUGUCAUUCAUUUUUGUAUUAUUAUUUCAUGUGUGUGUACUGUACUUAUAUACAGCUCUGGAAAAAAUUAAGAGACCACUGCAAAAUUAUCAGUUUCUAUAGAUUUAGGUAUGUGUUUGAGUCAAAUUAAAGUACUGAAAACGUUUCUCCCAAAUUCCAAAUAAAAAUAUUGUCAAUUAGAGUAUUUAUUUGUAGAAAAUGACAACUGGUGAAAAAAAGAAAUAAGCUGCAGUGUUUACAGACCUCGAAUAAUGCAAAGAAGACAAGCUCAUUUUUAAACAACACAAUACUAAUGUUUUAACUUGGCUAAAGUGUUCAGAAAUCAAUAUUUGGUGAAAUAACCCUGAUUUUCAAUUCAGUCAUCACCGAUCCUCCACCUGGUCAUGGCCUUCAAGCCACAGUGUCUCGCACCCACUGUGGAAUAUGGUGGAGGAUUGUGAUGAUCUGGGGGUGCUUCAGUAAGGCUGGAAUCGGGCAGAUUCGUCUUUGUGAAGGACACAUGACUCAAGCCAUGUACAAGGUUAUCCUGGUAUAAAACUUGCUUUCUUCUGCUCUGACAAUGUUUCCCAACUCUGAGGAUUGUUUUUUCUAGCAGGAUAAUGCUCCAUGUCACACAGCCAGGUCAAUCAAGGUGUAGAUAGAGGACCACCAGAUCACGACCCUGUUAUGGCUAGCCCAAUCUCCAGACCUGAAAACCUCUGGAAUGUGAUAAAGAGGAAAAUGGAUGGCCAUAAGCCAUCAAACCAAUGAGUGCCAGGAGUGGCAUAAAGUUGCCCAACAGCAAUGUGAAAGACUGUUAGCGAUUAUGCCAAGACACAUUAAAGCUGUGAUUGAAAAUCAGUGUUAUUCCACCAAAUAUUGAUUUCUGAACUCUUCUCAAGUUAAAACAUUAAUAUUGUGUUGUCUAAAAAUGAAUAUGAAAACACAGCAUCUUUUUUGUUAUUUUGACCAGUUGUCAUUUUCUGCCAAAAAAAUGCUCUAAAUUACUAUUUUUAUUUGGAAUGUGGGAGAAUUUUUUUCAGUACAUUAUAGAACAAAACAAAACAUUUCAUUUUACUCAAACCAUACCUAAAUCCAGAGAAACUGAUAAUUUUGCAGUAGUCUCUUAAUUGUUUCUGGAAAUUGCGCCAACCCGCAUCUCAGAAUAGCAUUCAGAGAUGUUAUACCUCUCACUACAAUUGUACAGAGUGGUUAUCCGAGUUAUCAUAGACUUUGUCAGUUCAAACCAGUCUGACCAUUCUCUAUUUACCUCUCUCAUCAUUCUCUAUUUAACUCUCUCAUCAUUCUCUAUUUAACUCUCUCAUCAUUCUCUAUUUACCUCUCUCAUCAACAAGACAUUUCUGUCCACAGAACUGUCGCUCACUGGAUGUUUUUUGUUUUUGGCACCAUUCUGAGUAUAUUCUUGAGACUGUUGUGUGUGAAAAUCCCAGAACAUCAGCAGUUACAGAAAUAUAAAAAAACAAGCUCUUCUGGCACUAACAAUCAUCCCACAGUCCAAAUCACUGAGAUCAUAUUUUUCACCAUUCUGAUGGUUGAUUUGAACAUUAACUAAAGCUCCUGACCUGUAUCUGCAUGAUUUUAUGCACUGCUGUCACACGAUUGGCUGGUUAGAUAAUCGCAUGGAUAAGUCCUGAUCACAUCUAGUGACACUUAAAUACGGGACAAUGGGAAUCCCUAUGCAUUCAUUUUAAGCUAAAAUAUGGGCUGUCCUGUCUAAGACGAGACAGUUGAGACAGCUGGCAGCCUUAUUAGCAUACAUAGUUGUUAAAAACGUUUUGAAACCACUCAGUACAUUUACAUGCGCAGUUGUAACCAAGCUACAACAGCUUUUUGUGGAGUCUAGUUGAAGUCUUCAUCUGUCUGUCCAUGUAUACGUGACAAAAUGCAUAAUUGAAGGAAGGACGUCAAAUUUGCUGUUAAAUAUACAUUGUGCAUGGGUUGCUAACUUCCAGCCAAAUAAUUGAAUUGAGAAACGAGACAUUCUAAAACACCUAGAACAUGAAAAAUGCUUUACGUGACCUAAUGUAUUAAAACAAUGCAGAACCAAAAUAAUUUUGACAAAGGAACGACAAUAAUUUAAAAAGUAGAAAGACAAUUUCUUGUUUAGCAUUUUCUUUCCUAAAUAAUGAAGUGCGUACAGCCAUUUCUUUUUAAAGCUUUUCUGUUUUUCAUGUGCAAAAACAAGACUAAAAAAUACAUUUGAUCAGGGCCACUGUCUUAUUAUUUAAGCAAACUUUCCUUAUAAUGGGUGUUUAUUGGAGAGAAAACAUUUGUAUAGGUGGCCUACUAGUCUAUUUCUCCAUGUAAGAGUGUUGUUUAAAUAGAGUUUAUCACAAGUAAAAUGUAACAACAUUUUCAUUCAUCCUCCUUGGUUUGUCUCUUGUGACAGAACAACCUUCUCCCCUGAUGUCAGCGAUGCCUCGCCCCUUAGAUCAGCCACCUAGGCUCCUAGCGGGAGUGGGUUGGAGAGAGGAGGGGCACGGUGACUAUUCCCGUUUGACAGCACGUAAUGGGGUACACCUGAUGUACGCCUCUCAUAGGGAAACUGGUCUCUACCCACUGGCAUCUUUAUAUGUUCAGGAACUUAGCGGGGAGGGUCUGGCACAAAUUAGAUGCAUCACCGGACCCACAGCCCGGAUCCUCAGCGUGAAUUAGAUGCAAACCUGGGGGAUUGGAGCAUCAGUCGUGGCUGAUGGGCCAGGAAGCUGGGUCGCAAUUCCCCUCAACCGCCAAGGCCCAGGGAAGCCACACUGCUCAAGUGAAGUCAAAUACCCUCACACCUCGGACCCGUUAGGGGAGUGCGUACUGCUGGACCUGGCCCACUAUAACUUAGACCUUACCCUUCCUGCACAUAGCCCUAUUCACCGCGAGGACACUUAUUUUCAACACUUUUCCAUAUGGACAUUUUAUUCCUUCUUUUCUGUUUAUUGUUAUUUACAGUAAAUGCUUCAUCGAGGACUGGAGCCACACCCACUGUGUCUGUCUCUUGCUUACCCCCCCCAUAGUGGUGAAGAGUGUCGGGGGAGAUGGCGCAGUUGGGAAACAACAGGAAUGUCACGAGCCCUCUCGCAUGCCAUUCUACAGAAAGAGAAGGGAACGGAGAAUUCACGGUGAUGGUCUCCCAACUGCCUAAAGGGUAAUUGUGCCAUUUGCCUUGCUGUUGGUUGAAGCUUUCAUCUUUAACUCAUGUUUCUCUGUCCCUGCCCUGGGGCAAGCGAGAGGGAGAGCUGGCCUGGAGAAAUAUCUUUAACACGCCCACUCCGACCAUAUGAAGCGGAGACUAGAGAAGGUUAAGCAGUUCCAUUGGAGUGGCUGCGGUGUAGGCAUGUCCGGCUCUGGAUCCAAGCGAAGGAGAGGAGUAAUGGGAGAUGCAACCGGGAUGACCAGCGAGGGAGGGGAUUUGAAUGUGACUGAACGACCUCCUCCCCUGAUGUCACUGACGCCCCAUUACUUGGAUCAGCUUCCCUUCCUAGGCUUCUGACGGGAGUGGGCAGGACAGACAACAGAACUAUUCCCCAUUUGGCAGUGCACCUUAAGUUAAUGGAUCCUCAUCACUGUGGCCUUUGACUGAACACGCCUCUCCUACGGAAACCAGUCUCUAACCACUACCAUCCCCUUGUAGGUCCAGAAACGGAGUGGGGAGGGUCUGGCACGAGUUAGAUGCAUUGCCGGACCCACACACCGAACCCACAGUGCAAAUUAGAUGUGACACCGCAUCGUGCAAGUUAUUUUCCUGCUGAGCAGAUGGGAAAGGACCCUAGUACCCUCUUUAAGUACUCUAGAAAAUGACUAUUACAGGCUAGGUAAGCCAAUUUUGUAUGCCUACAAACCUGACCAGUUCUCUCUGGAGGAAUAGGUCAAAAUUCCAACAACUUAUUGUGAUUAGCUUAUGAAAGGCUACCCAAAACGUUUGACCCAAGUUAAAACAAUUUAAAGGCAUUCCUACCAAAUACUAACAAAGUGUAUGAAAACUUCUAAUCCACUGGGAAUGUGAUGAAAGAAAUAAAAGCUGAAAUAAAUAAUUCUCUCUACUAUUAUUCUGACAUUUCACAUUCUUAAAAUAGUGAUCCUAACUGACCUAAGACAAGGAAUGUUUUCUGCGAUUAAAUGUAGUUUAAAUUUAUUUGGCUAAGGGGUGUGUGUGUGCUAAUGUUAAAAACAAGUGGAACUUAUAUGUCAUAAACAGACAAAAUGUAAAAAUGCAUCUGAAUUUCUGCAUUUGGUUCCCUUAUUUCAGUAUCUAUUUAUUCAUUUAUUUUCUACGUAUUUUGUGAUAUUACGCAGCGUGUUUAACGGGACCUUUAUUUUGCUUCUAUGAACCGCUGUGUUGUUGUGACGUCAUACGAGCUGCGCCGCGUAUCUUACAGCUCAAAAAAGAUGUCUAGAUGAGGAGGAAUAAUCUCCAGGUGGAACGACUGAGAUCUGUGAGAAACUGCUGUAAAGAUGGAGUUUAUUAAAGAGGAGAGUGAAGACAUCAAUAUUACACAACCAUGCAGAAUAAAAAGUGACGAACAAAGAGAUCUGAUGAAAGUGAAAGAGGAAAGUCAAGACCUGAUUAAAUUGGAGGAGAAACAUCAGUAUCAGAUACCUGAAUCAGAAGAACAACAUUCUGGAAACAAUUUUUCACCAAAAAGAAGUCGAAGAAUAAGAGCCCAAAAUUAUUUCACCUACCCUCAGUGUGGAAAAAAGUUCAUGCAAAAAAGAAACCUUAAUCGUCACAUGAGAAUUCACAGUGGGGAGAAGCCUUUCACAUGCCGUCAAUGUGGAAAGAGUUUUACACAGAAAAGACACCUUAAGGAUCACAUAAGAGUUCACACUGGAGAAAAGCCUUUCCCAUGUGCUCAGUGUGGAAAGAGUUUCACAGUGAAAGGGAACCUUAACAGACACAUAAGAAUUCACACUGGAGAGAAGCCUUUCACGUGUCAUCAGUGUGGAAAGAGUUACACACAAAAAGGAAGCCUUAAUGUCCACAUGAGAAGUCACACUGCAGAGAAGCCUUUCGCAUGUGAUCAGUGUGAGAAGAGUUUCACAGAGAAGGGAAACCUUAAUAGACACAUAAGUACUCACACUGGAGAAAAGCCUUUCACAUGUCAUCAGUGUGGAAAGAGUUACAAAGUUCCAAGAAACCUAAAAACUCAUAUGAAAAUGCAUUCUGGAAAAAAAGUUUCACCAAAAAGAAGUCGAAGAACAAGAGCCCAAAAUUAUUUCACCUACCCUCAGUGUGGUAAAAAGUUCAUGCAAAAAAGAAACCUUAAUCGUCACAUGAGAAUUCACAGUGGAGAGAAGCCUUUCACAUGCCAUCAGUGUGGAAAGAGUUUCACAGUCAAAGGGACCCUUAAAAUACACUUAGGAAUUCACGCUGUAGAAAGAAAUUGUGUAUGCCAUCAGUGCGGAAAGAGUUUCACACAGAAAAGGCACCUUAAGGAUCACAUAAGAGUUCACACUGGAGAAAAGCCUUUCCCAUGUGCUCAGUGUGGAAAGAGUUUCACAGUGAAAGGGAACCUUAACAGACACAUAAGAAUUCACACUGGAGAGAAACCUUUCACGUGUCAUCAGUGUGGAAAGAGUUACACACAAAAAGGAAGCCUUAAUGUCCACAUGAGAAUUCACACUGCUUAGAAGCCUUUCGCAUGUGAUCAGUGUGAGAAGAGUUUCACAGAGAAGGGGAACCUUAAUAGACACAUAAGUACUCACACUGGAGAGAAUCCUUUCACAUGUCAUCAGUGUGGAAAGAGUUACAAUGUUCCAAGAAACCUAAAAACUCUGUCUAACAUUCUGGAAAGACAUUACAGCAGUGAUCAGAGUGUGGCAAGAGGUUUGCAGAGACUAGUAAUUUCAAAAAUCAUCUGUGCAUUCACUUAAGAAAGGCCGUUUAAAUCUGCGCUAUGGAACACAGAAAGAAGGUCCGCCUGUCACGUGAGCAGUCACACAUUUCACGACAGCAGCAGCAGGACAUCGGUCUCUGGAUGGAUGUUUAUCAGUUAACUGUUUGGCGAAGUUGUUUACUUGAUAUAAAGCUCAGAUAUUUUUUCUAGUAUGGUUGCUGAAGCUUAUAUUGGUCGUCAUGUUUUAAUGAAUGGAUCCUUACUCAUGUGUUUACAGAUCGCAAUGUAUCUACAUUUUCCAGUGAAGUUAAUGUAACAUGUUUACUAAUAUUAUUAAAUUAGUUCUGAGUUUUCCGUAAGUGUGUAUGCUCGCUGUUUUCUCAUUCCUUUUAACCCAGUCACAGAGAUGCACAAGUUAUCAUUUUCCAUUUUCCUUUUAGCAGAUAGCCUGUUUAAAAGCCACUAUAGGUUACUACAAGGUAGUUCGCCAUGAAUAUAUACUGUUAUCAUCUCAGGUUGUUUAUAAUGUUACGAUUUCAUUGCACGGUAAUGAACAUAAUUUUUUUUAGCAUGUCUCUAUUAUACAUUUACUGCUAAAGAAAUGAUUAAGAUAACUUCUUACUGGAAUUAUUACAUAGCAUAUGCCUGCAUAUUAUUUUCAUGUUUAACAAAAUGCAUUUCAUGGGUCAUUCCUGGGACUCCGUAAUAUUUCAGCUCCCCAGAAGUUUUGGUUCACUAAAAUAAAAUGUUAAAAGCUUUUUGCAAGAUGUUGAUAUGUCCAUUAUAAAUAAUGAAAAGUAUUAUUGCAUUAAAAUAUGCAUUAAAAUCUUUUUCAUAAAAUCAUGCCUUACUAUCUUAUACCAAGCAUUUUGUAAUG
This is a messenger RNA of Xyrauchen texanus (razorback sucker), 6914 nucleotides long. RefSeq names its product gastrula zinc finger protein XlCGF8.2DB-like. Gene Ontology annotation, biological process: regulation of transcription by RNA polymerase II. Gene Ontology annotation, cellular component: nucleus. Gene Ontology annotation, molecular function: DNA-binding transcription factor activity, RNA polymerase II-specific; RNA polymerase II cis-regulatory region sequence-specific DNA binding. The coding region runs from base 4656 to 5831 and encodes 391 amino acids. The record is from RefSeq and is a predicted model, not a curated record. The transcript is spliced from 3 exons. NCBI's taxonomy places the organism in Eukaryota, Metazoa, Chordata, Actinopteri, Cypriniformes, Catostomidae.